UGACACUUCAGUAUGAGUAAUCCCACGCUCCUUCCAUUCAAUACAUACACAGCAAGGAGACAAAUGUGACAACUUAUUGCAGUCUGACUGAAAACAAUGUGGAAAAAUAUAUUGAAUAAGGUGUUCAUGGUCCUGAUAGUGGGGAACCUGUUUAUGCCCACUGACACAAAGUACAACAGUAAAGAAGGAAAGUCCCGGAGACGGAAACUGGAGUCUCAUCCUCGCCGGAAUGCCUCAUCUAUCAGAAUCUCCCCAGAUCCGAUGAUGACAGGUCCAGAAUCAGGAGUGAUGCCUGGUGCUGUUGAAAUUGACUUUGACAAGAGUAUCGCGGACAUGGUGUCUCAGGUCCGAAACAAUCCCAACUUAUCCAUAAACAAAUGUGUGGUGGAUCGCAAACUUUGGAUGUCAAACAGUCGCAGCCUUUCUCCCUGGUCCUACAGAAUCAGCCACGAUGAGAAGCGUAAACCCGUGGACAUCCCGGAGGCUGUGUGUUCGUGUGUGGGCUGCAUCAAUCCCUUCACCAUGCAGGAGGAUCGCACCAUGACCAGCGCCCUCAUCUACGCCAAGAUCCCCGUGCGCAGACUAAUGUGCCAUCGGCCAACCAAGAAACCGACGAAGCAGAAGAAAUGCGUUCCCCGUUACAGAUCGGUGGUAGAAAGCAUCGCCGUGGGGUGCACGUGCAUCGUGGGGUAGCUGAGUGGAACCGACAUAUUUCAGCCUGUUUUACUGCAAAUAAUACCGGAUGCUAAUUGGGAAUAUUAUAAGCCUGGUUAUAAGCAUAUAAUGGGGUUAAAGCUGCGCCUUUAAAAAGUAGUACACACACAGUUCACAAGUUCACAGUUCGGGCAGAUCAUUCUAGUUGAUAUACGUUAUUGAACUGUACAGUAUUUUAUGUAAGAAAGAAAAUGUAAUGCUGAUAUGUCUACACUAGCCAAUUUUCAAUAAUGUCCUGUGGUUUUGGUACAAAUUUAUGGUAGCCUGUCAGGGUUGUCUGUUUAAGAUCGCCCUCUACUGACCAAAAUAUAAGAUACAGUGAUAGAAAGAGGAGACGCAUACUUUUAUGUCAUGUUUUGUUUGUUUGUUUGUUUGUUUGUUUUUCUUAAUGUUUUUCUUUCAUUUUAAUGUGGGGAUGGUAACGGGGUUGACACAUAACCCGAUAACACAACUUUAAAGUAUUUUUUUAAAUAUUAUAUUUACUAUUUUUCUCAUAUUUUCCCAAAAUAUAUAGCCUAGUUAUGUUCAUGUUUUUAAUGUAGGCUACAUAUUUGCAAAUCGAGAACUGACAAGAUCAUCGUGUCUUUACCGUAAAUAAAAUAUACGUAAAUAAAUAAAUUUACUGUAUUUGUUUUUCUCGGUGUGUUAAGAAAUGCCAUAUAGCCGCUAGACUAAUUAAUGUAGGCUAUAUCGUGAAGGCUCUUAACUGAAUUCAACGUUUAGUGAUACACAAUGGCAGCUCUGACAUUUUUUUAACAUUUAUACGAAUCAUGAUUCAAAUGAUUGCAAGUUCUUGACAUACUGAGGGAAG
Cyprinus carpio (common carp) is the source of this 1525-nucleotide messenger RNA. Its product is annotated as interleukin-17B-like. Gene Ontology annotation, molecular function: cytokine activity. Lineage: Eukaryota; Metazoa; Chordata; Actinopteri; Cypriniformes; Cyprinidae. Gene Ontology annotation, biological process: inflammatory response. The record is from RefSeq and is a predicted model, not a curated record. Gene Ontology annotation, cellular component: extracellular region.